AAUAAGGUGAUGUGAUCACACUCAUUAGGUUAAGUUGCGGUGCAGAAAUUCAGAAGCCAUUAUGUAUAGAUCUAAAAUAAUAUUAUGUAAUAUCAGAUAAAAUGAAAUAUAAAGUACUUUCGAGCCGCACUAGACAUCAGCGUUGACACGAUCCUACAAAAAGGAAUAAGCUGGAAGACCCGCCCACCGCGGUGCAGACCGGACCAAUCAGAGCGCUCCUGUAGAGUUUCAACCUCUGUGCGCUGCCGAGUGACCGACAGUUGAAACCCAUCGAGCGGUGCGCUUUAGCUUGGCGGUGUUACGUCUCCGACUCAGAGAUUUAAAAAAAAAAGGAAAGAAAAGAAAAGAAAGAAAAAACAUUGGUGGGAAAACUGCUGGAAAACCUACCAGGAAGCGGAAUCCGAAGUUUUUUUUUUUAUUCGGCAGCAGAAGAUAGAGGCAUACCAGCUUUUACCGGGCACUUAGGGCUAUUGCGCGAGGGUCUGCCAGGUUGUGAUUCACGGAGCCACCACUGCUCAAAGUUACAUCAGAGUCCGACUUUCCCCUCGAACUCGUUUAAAAAAAAAAUUAACCCGACGAAUGACAAGUCAAAUCAUGGGAUUAUUCGCCUACUGUGAUGUGGAUUGUAAAGCCGUUUGAGCAAAAGCUCCUUUUGCGUCGGGACCAUGUGAGUGGAUUCGCGUCGUGGCUUCUGACGUUUCUGGAUAUUUUGAAAAUCAUCGGCAACAGUUGAACCAGACGUCCUUUCCCGUCCUUUUCCAUCAGGUGUCUUGUCUCGUGGGACCAAAAUGAGACUUUAGCCUGAUUAGUUCUCCUGACCCCUCAUCUUUUAGGAAGCUCCAUCCAUGUCUGCCCUGUUUUCUGAGACUCUCUCUGAUGCUUUUCAACAAGUUCGCCUAUCAUACGAUAGGAUUGUAAUCAGACUUUCGCGUUGCGCCAUGUCAGUCAUGAACUUGGCCGUGCGCUUGCUGCAGUUGUUUUGUGUGACGCUCCUCUAUUUCUCAGCUGUCAAGAGUGCCUAUAUCCCCAAAGAGAAUGGAGGCAGCACAAAUGAGGUCGUACCCUUUACUGAUGUCUACAAUAAGUCGAUGUGCCGGCCGCGGGAGAUGCUAGUGGAGGUCCAUCAGGAGUAUCCCGAUGACAUUGAGCACAUUUUCAUUCCGUCCUGUGUGGUGCUCAUGCGCUGUGCUGGCUGCUGCAAUGACGAGAUGUUGGAGUGCAAACCCACUGCCACACGCAACAUCACCAUGGAGGUACAAAAAUUAAAACCCAUGCGCAUCAAACGCAACUAUCCAAUGAGUUUUGCAGAACACACUGAAUGUGAAUGCAGAGUAAAGAAAGCACUGCAGGAAAAGACAGAGAAAAAACCCCGGAAAGGCAAGGGGAAAGGUCAAAAGGGAAAGCGAAAGAAAAACCGCGACAAAAUGCGGGAUUUUACUCAUUGCAAACCAUGCUGCAGUUUAUGUUCUGAGAGGAAAAAGAGGCUCUUCAUUCAGGACCCUGAAACAUGCCAGUGCUCCUGCAAACACUCAGAGGAAGACUGCAAGUUAAAGCAGCUCGAACUCAAUGAGAGGACUUGUAGAUGUGACAAGCCAAGGAGAUGAACAGUGAUCGGCCUAUAUGUGUUUUUUUUUCUGAAUUAAGGCAUAAACACUAAUAAUUAAUAGCACCGCACUUUGAACCUUCAAUAUAGAUCUGUCAACCCUGGACUCUUGAAGCAUUCCCCUCGAAUGAGAGAGAAUGAGUGAGCAAGUGUGAGUGAGCAAGUCUUCCCCCUUUGUAAAUUUCAUGUGUAUAUUGAGUAAAGAUUUGAGCGAAGACUGAAAAGAACAGUACAUGUAGAAUUGCUGCUAUAUUGCUGCCUGAGACGAUUGGCCGUGUCAGUGCUUUUGGCUACACAUAUGAAUACUUGUCAAAAUCACUCACUGAUGCAGCAUAUCACUGGAUUAGCCAUGUUUUCAUAUCCAUUCAUAUCAACAUCCACAACCAACAACGGAUAUACACUAUUUAAUGGGACUGAAAAUGAACCACACGUGAACGAAGACUGGAGUUUUUCAGGACUGGCCUCUGAAACUUUUCUGCCAGAUUUCGUUAUCCAGCGCAACUCGUCUCGUUGAUGAAUGGCACAAGAACAGAAGAUCUUGUUUUUAUUUGCUUUUAUUAAGGCAUGCCACUUAUUCUAUACGGAAAUCACUUUGCCUUGAUUCUGUGACUUGACUUCAUUCUCUACUGAACGACAGAUGACUACUUGAGAUUUAUGGUCACUUAUUUCUUUAAAAUUGUGUGUAUCUUUUUAUUUUUCCUGUCAUUCAGCUUACAGUGAAUCACAAAAUGUAAACACACAAGGUCAUUUGAAUGUUUAUUAAUAUCCAUUUUAACAUGUGACCCCUCAAGUCCAUAAUUUAUAUUUUCAGUAUUCUUACUGUCCAUAUUUAAUUGGUUCUAUUUAUGUGCAGUGUUAUAGUCUGAUCUCCUAAUAAUUUUUAUUGUCAAUCUGAGGGUAUGAAGAAAGUAAAUACAUUCCCACAGCUGAUCAUUUCUUUUUCUUUUCUUUUUUUUUUCAGUUUGCUUCAAAAAUGUUUUUCUCUGCAUAUAUAAGGGUUGUGUGCUUUUUAAAAAGCUAGGUGUGUGUGUGUGUAUGUGUAUGUGUGUGUGUGUGUUUGUGUGAGAGAGAGAGACUGAGGCAGUGCGUAGUAUGAGAGACAGUGACACUAAACUAGACUUGUGAGUGUGUUUUGAAGGCUCUAUACCUAUAACAAUAAAAUAUAGCCAAAAGAAAUCUUAGGCUACCAAACACCUGCUACUUUUUAUUUUUUAUUUUAUUGUUGUCAUGUAGAAAAGGUUUGCCAAGUUUAGUUUAUUUACAUUCUCAUUUAUUUAUUUACUCCCUGUAAAUAUGUCUAGAUUUAAGGUUUUUUUUUUUUUUUGUGUUUGUGUAAUGUAG
This is a messenger RNA of Hemibagrus wyckioides, 2944 nucleotides long. RefSeq names its product vascular endothelial growth factor Ab (gene vegfab). Gene Ontology annotation, molecular function: heparin binding; vascular endothelial growth factor receptor 1 binding; chemoattractant activity. Gene Ontology annotation, biological process: positive regulation of protein phosphorylation; positive regulation of endothelial cell proliferation; positive regulation of angiogenesis. The record is from RefSeq and is a predicted model, not a curated record. NCBI's taxonomy places the organism in Eukaryota, Metazoa, Chordata, Actinopteri, Siluriformes, Bagridae. Gene Ontology annotation, cellular component: membrane. Bases 846 to 1604 code for a protein of 252 amino acids. The transcript is spliced from 8 exons.